ACAUCUUAUAAAAGCGCAGAUUUUGGGUUUUGUUUUCUUCUAUAGAUCUAAAGACGCUAGAUUUUUGAUUGAAUUAUACUUGUAUCGUUAUCAGCUAGAGAAGAUGUCGCUCUUGAAUCAACUCUUCAACAGAGGCGUUCUUGGCGCUAAAUGUAAGACAUGUUUGAACCUAGCAAUUGCACGAAUUAAAUUGCUGCAAAAUAAGAGGGAUGUGCAACUUAAGCUUAUGAGAAAGGAGAUUGCCCAAUUUCUUCAGGCUGGUCAAGAAGCUAUAGCUCGAAUAAGGGUAGAGCAUGUUAUACGUGAACAGAACAUAUGGGCUGCAUAUGAAAUCUUAGAGCUGUUUUGCGAAUUCAUCCUUGCACGUGUACCAAUCCUUGAAAAUCAAAGGACAUGCCCUCCUGAAAUGCGAGAAGCCAUUGCAAGCAUAAUCUUCGCAGCUCCCAGAUGUUCGGACUUGCCUGAUCUACUAACUUUGAGGAACUUAUUUGCUGCCAAAUACGGGAAGGAAUUUGUUGCAGCCGCUUCUGAGCUUCGUCCAGAUACAAGCGUUAACAGAACAAUAGUAGAGAAAUUGUCUGUUUACGCCCCAUCUGGCGAAUCAAAGCUCAACCUACUGAAAGAAAUCGCUCGAGAGUUCAAUCUGGAAUGGGAUUCAUCGCAAACUGAAGCUGAGUUCAGUAAAAAACCCGAGGAUCUUCUGAAUGGACCAAAACCUGUAUCUAGUUCCACACUUCCUCAGUCCGAAACGAAAGCACAUUCGAAUGGUUCCUCCUCUCAAACAAGCCAAGCCCGAGAGCAAAUUCAGUCUCCAAUUCCUACUAACUCUAUUACCUUUUGUGGCGAAAAUAGUACAAACGCCGAACCACCAAAACCAAGGCCUUCUGAUGUGUUGGAGAGAGCUCAAGCAGCCAUUGCUGCUGCUGGGCGUGCCAUAGCCAUGGCACGAGCUGCUGCAGAGCUAGCGAAUGUCAAAUUCAUGGUUCCCAAUGUUGGAGAAAUGAAGUGUUGAAUAAAACUAUACAUAUGUUCUUUUUUGUGCUUUACAUUAAAGUAUUUAUUUAUGAUUUCACCAGAAAUGUACCUAUAGUUUCAUAAAUAAAGAAUAUUACAUGGAAGAAAAUCAAAGCAUGGAUAUAUUGGAUAAAAGUGUUAUCUUUAUAAGAACUCAUCAAAUAUAUAUAUUGGAUAAAUGUCAUUUUGAUUUAAGUACUUUCUUC
Impatiens glandulifera is the source of this 1220-nucleotide messenger RNA. Its product is annotated as IST1 homolog. Gene Ontology annotation, biological process: protein transport. The coding region runs from base 104 to 1012 and encodes 302 amino acids. NCBI's taxonomy places the organism in Eukaryota, Viridiplantae, Streptophyta, Magnoliopsida, Ericales, Balsaminaceae. The transcript is spliced from 6 exons. The record is from RefSeq and is a predicted model, not a curated record.